Messenger RNA from Sphenostylis stenocarpa, 864 nucleotides. The record is from the annotation of a GenBank genome assembly. NCBI's taxonomy places the organism in Eukaryota, Viridiplantae, Streptophyta, Magnoliopsida, Fabales, Fabaceae.
AUGAAAGAACAAGGCUUUGGAGAUAAGAUGAAUGCAAUAACAACAAUUCUGCCUCUCACUGCAAACACCUUUCUUUGUUUUGCCAAUUCUCAUCUUCAUCUCAGAUCUCUUCCACCAACUUGUGGCAUACCCACUUGUAAAAUUAGCUAUGCAAGUCGUUUCCACCAUUCACAGUGGAAGCAUCAGAAAAAGGAAAGAUGGGGCAAUAGAAUGAUGGUUGUGAGAGCAAGGCGUGGCGAGUCUCCGUACGAAGUUUUGGGUGUGUCUCCAUCGGCAACAGUCGACGAAAUCAAAAGGGCGUACCGGAAACUUGCUCUUAAGUAUCAUCCCGAUGUCAAUAAAGAGGAAAAGGCACAGGAAAAAUUUAUGAGGAUAAAACAUGCAUACAAUACAUUGCUAAAUUCCAGUUCCCGCAAAAAAUAUGAUUCUGGAAGUCGAGGUUAUGAUUAUUCUCAAGGAAGCCAAAGUAGGAAUGCACAACCUGAAGAAGAAUUUUAUGGACUAGGUAAUUUUAUGAGGGAUGUUCAAAUAACAAUAGAGGACUUCUUCAAGGAUCUUCAAGAAGAAUUCAGAAACUGGGAAGCAAACGCUGCUUCACAAGGAAAGCCAAAGAGUCUAUGGGAGGAAUUGGCGGAAAUAGGAGAAGAGUUUGUGGAGUUCCUUGAGAAAGAGCUGAAUAUUGCAGAUCAAAAUGAUGAUUAUAAAACACCUGAGGGAGGAAAUGCAUCCAACUUUUCUGGGAGUGAGACACCAAGCAAUAGCAGUACUCAAGGUGAAGCUAGCAAGGGAAACAAAAGCGUUGAGGAUAAUUUAGAGGAAAUAGAAGCCACUCUGGCUCAGUUGAAAAAGGAAUUAGGCUUGUAG